GCAGGAUGCAGUUCGGGUGGAAAUGAGCCGAUGAAAUAAACGUAGGCGGGAUCCCGUCUGCAUUCGGUACCGGAUUUAUGACGAGCUCCGUCGAGCGAUAUCUGUAUUCUGAAGCAACUGGAUGGGCUGAACUGCCGGUGUGAAUGCACGCAUUGUCCUCGCGUCUUCCCCGUGCAUAGUGUUCUUUAUCGGGAGGGAUUUGAUCGACAUGUAUCCCUCACGGGGUCUUAUUUUAAAGUCCUAAAGGAAGCCAGAUUACACAUUUUAAACCCCAAGUGUUUUUCCAAUGAGUCCUUCUGUGUUUUUGGGGAGCUAAUAGGCUCGUUUUGGAUUAAAUCAACUUUAUUGAUGAUCAGUUUUGGGACUGGAAGGUCUGUUUUAAUGGGCUCGAAUCAAAUGAACCGUUUGGGCAAAAGAAUUCGGAAAAUCGGCACAUUCUGCAUUGUUGAAUGAGAUUGUCCUGGUGCAUUUAAAACGUUUAUUAUUGUAAAAAAAAAUAAAAAUUAAGUAUUGCAUUUAUCCCAGUGAGAACAUUGUUACGGGACUCUGGACCCAGAGGAGGAGAUUUAGACAUCAUCUUUGAAGAUCUCGGACAUCUUUGUGCUGAACUUGGGAAUCGUUUGGAUGCUGCGGGACAGAGGUGGCAUCACUCCAGUUACCAGGAAGCCCUUGAAAAGUCAGGAGAUGCCUUUCUGAGAUGACUGACACAGGAGCAAACUUCAUAUCUGGAAGCUGAUGCAUCAUGGAGAGGCUGGUGUUUUGUGUGUUGGUGUUUGGCGUUCUGGUGGAGGCUCAACACUGUCCCGGUCGAUGCAUCUGUCAGACUAUCUCUCCGACGCUCACCCUCUUAUGUGCCAAGACUGGACUGCUAUUCGUGCCCCCAACCAUCGACCGCAAGACCGUAGAGCUUCGCCUGACCGACAACUUCAUCACUGCUGUCCGUAGGAAAGACUUCUUAAACAUGACAAGUCUUGUGCAUCUUACGCUGUCGCGCAAUACCAUCAGCCAGAUUGCUCCACACGCGUUUUUGGGACUCAGGGCUUUGAGAGCACUACACAUGGAGGGAAACCGUCUAACUGUCAUUCAUAGCGACCAGCUAAAGGGUUUGAUCAACCUGCGACACCUUAUACUGGGCAAUAAUCAAAUUCACCUAAUCGAACUGUCCUCCUUUGACGAGUUUGUGUCCACUAUUGAGGACUUGGAUUUGUCCUACAAUAACUUGAGGAUAUUACCAUGGGAGGCCAUAGCCAAGAUGACCAACAUAAACACGUUGACGUUGGACCACAAUCUAAUUGACCACAUUGGCGUAGGGACCUUCACGCUCCUCACAAAGCUGGUACGGUUGGAUAUGACGUCAAAUCGCUUGCAGAAGUUGCCUCCUGACUCUCUUUUCCAGCACGCCCAAGUAUUGUCCGACCCAAAGAUGUCCAGCUCGUCCAAGCUGACAGUGAGUUUUGGCGGCAACCCUCUUCACUGUAACUGUGAGUUACUCUGGUUGCGUCGAUUGACAAGGGAAGACGAUCUCGAGACUUGUGCUUCUCCGGAACAUCUGAUGGACAAGUAUUUCUGGUCCAUCCAGGAGGAGGAGUUCAUCUGCGAGCCACCUCUCAUCACCAAGCACCAGGUCACCAAAUCCUACGUCAUGGAAGGUCAGGGGGUGGCCCUAAAGUGCAAGGCGAUGGGCGACCCAGAGCCCGCCAUACACUGGCGUUUUCCAGACGGCAAGUUGGUGCACAAUAAUUCUCGUACAAUCCUCUACGAAAACGGCACUCUUGACAUCCUCAUAACCACUUUGAAGGAUAGCGGCGCCUUCAACUGCGUCGCCUCCAAUGCGGCUGGAAUCGUCACCGCUGCAGUGGAGGUCAACAUGAUUCCAUUGCCCUUGUUUGUGAACAACACUGGUCACAUGAGGGAGGCGGACCCGGGGCUCUCUGACAUUACCACCUCAACCAAAUCUGGUAACAAUGACACAAAGCCCCAAACCAAGAGAGUGGUCGUAGAGGAACUGAGCGCCAACUCUGCCGUGAUCCACUGGCCUUCGGAACGCCACAUUCCUGGAAUCCGAAUGUAUCAGAUUCAGUACAACAGCACUGUAGACGACACCCUGGUGUACAGAAUGAUUCCCUCUGCAAGCAAGACGUUCAAGAUAAACGAUCUGGCCUCCGGUCGGGAGUACGAGCUAUGCGUGUUAGCGGUGUAUGAUGAUGGCAUCACGUCUCUUACGGCGACACGCGUGGUGGGGUGCGUUCAAUUCCACACGCCGGUGCAGGCCAGUCAGUGCCGCUUCAUCCACAGCCAGUUUCUCGGCGGAACCAUGAUCAUCAUCAUCGGCGGAAUCAUCGUAGCGUCCGUCCUCGUAUUCAUCAUCAUCCUUAUGAUCCGAUACAAGACGUACAGCGGGGCCGAUGCGGCGAAGGUGAAAGCUCACGAUGGCGUGCAAAUGCACUCACAGACGAACGGAAGCAGACUCGGGCGUUCCAGCUCGAAACAGCAGCAGCAGCAGUCGCAACCGAGCGAGGAAUGCCCCUGUAGCAGUGAGUCGCCCACAGGGAGGGACUGCAAGGCGCUGGUGCUUCCAAAGAUGGAGGAAAAGCAGGAGGAGUUGAAGGUGGAACUCCCGCACCUUUGCGCUGAGAAACCGCCACCCUCUAGACGGGCCAGUUUGAGCGGGCCGCCCUCCGAUGACACGCAGACGGACAGCAGCCUCACGGGCUCCACAAUGUCCCUGUGCUUGAUCGGGCCCAGCACCGGCCCGACGGAACAGCUGCGGCUCAAGGACAGGAAGGGGGCACUGUUGAACAUGGGCCUGCUACCCAGUGAGCUUGCCCGGACUCGGCACCGGUUUUCAUUCGAUGGAGACUAUGCUCUGUUCCAGAGUCACAGUUAUCCACGACGGGCUCGAACCCGGCUACACAAAUCCACCACACAGCUGAACACGGACACGUCGCCCCCUUGCAGUCGCAGGGUGACAUUCAGCAGCACAGAGUGGAUGUUAGAGAGUACGGUGUGA
Messenger RNA from Xyrauchen texanus (razorback sucker), 3010 nucleotides. Its product is annotated as leucine-rich repeat and fibronectin type III domain-containing protein 1-like. The transcript has 4 exons. Gene Ontology annotation, molecular function: protein binding. The record is from RefSeq and is a predicted model, not a curated record. Lineage: Eukaryota; Metazoa; Chordata; Actinopteri; Cypriniformes; Catostomidae. The coding region runs from base 743 to 3010 and encodes 755 amino acids.